GCAAGGAGGAGGCGACAAGGCCGGGCAGGCGGCGGCGGCGGUGGCGGUGGCGGCAGCGGUGGCCGCUGGAGGAGGAGGGGGGGCGGCGGGCAGCACCUCGCGGGCGCCGGCCCUUGCCAGAGCAAACACGUAAUCGACUAAACCAAACCAAGAGGAAGAAGAAAAUUUGAGAAGGCUCCCAGCAUCUCAUGAAUGAACUAACGGAACUCGAUAAUGCUGGUUCUCCAGAGCCAGGUCUACGGCUCAGAAAAGGACACAUGUCUGACACUGCAACAACACAGGCAGCCUUUGAAGAGGACAGCUCUGAGCAGAAGCUUCUUCUAGUGGAGCCACCUCAGUCUUCUGACCAGGAAAGUUGUUCUGAGGAAUCUAAACACAACGAUGAGUCACCUCAAGAAGACGAAGGGUUUAUGGGUAUGUCACCUCUUCUACAAGCCCACCAUGCUAUGGAGAGAAUGGAAGAAUUUGUGUGUAAGGUAUGGGAGGGCCGAUGGAGAGUCAUUCCCCAUGAUGUUCUGCCUGACUGGCUGAAGGACAACGACUACCUGUUGCACGGACACAGACCACCCAUGCCUUCCUUCCGGGCUUGUUUCAAGAGUAUCUUCAGAAUACACACAGAGACUGGUAACAUCUGGACACAUCUCUUAGGAUGCGUGUUCUUUCUUUGUCUGGGAAUCUUCUACAUGUUCCGGCCAAACAUGUCCUUUGUAGCACCUGUGCAGGAGAAAGUGGUUGUUGGAUUGUUCUUCUUGGGAGCCAUACUCUGCCUCUCCUUCUCAUGGCUCUUCCACACAGUUUAUUGCCACUCGGAAGGUGUUUCCCGGCUCUUCUCUAAGCUGGAUUAUUCUGGCAUUGCACUUCUCAUAAUGGGCAGCUUUGUACCAUGGCUGUACUACUCCUUCUAUUGCAACCCUCAGCCUUGCUUCAUCUACUUGAUUGUGAUUUGUGUCCUGGGCAUCGCAGCCAUAAUUGUCUCACAAUGGGACAUGUUUGCAACCCCUGAAUACCGGGGUGUUAGGGCAGGAGUAUUUCUAGGUCUGGGUCUUAGUGGGGUUAUUCCCACCCUGCACUUUGUCAUCUCUGAGGGGCUCCUGAAAGCAGCCACAAUGGGGCAGAUAGGCUGGCUGGCACUCAUGGCAUGCCUGUACAUCACUGGUGCUGCACUAUAUGCCGCCCGCAUCCCGGAGAGAUUCUUCCCUGGCAAGUGUGACAUCUGGUUCCACUCCCAUCAGCUGUUCCACGUCUUUGUCGUGGCUGGUGCUUUCGUGCACUUCCACGGGGUCUCCAACCUCCAGGAGUUCCGUUUCACGGUGGGAGGAGGCUGCUCAGAGGAAGAUGGGAUGCAGUAAAAACCAGCCUUCAGCCCGAGAUCGUAACCAAAACAGCACCGCCAGCGCGGUCGAAGCGUACAGGCUAGCGAAACGAAUACCUAAGAAGAAUCCAAGUUUCAGCUGAUGGGGCGUGGAGCUUCAUGGGGGAUUCUGACUAACCAAUAUAAAUCCUAUACCUCAAGCAAUGGAAUGAAUCAAUUUGAAGACCAGGAAAUUCUGAAACCCUAAUUUAUUCUUGGGAUCUACAGAUUGAGCUACAGAGGACCCUUUCCAAAUCGGCUUCUGUUCAAUGCCAUAUUUAUUUGUAGAAGUGGGGAGGGAUAGCUUAGCAGUUUCCUUUUUUUUUAAAAAGAAAAAAAAAAAACCAAGGUUAAAUUUAUAUCCUCUUGGAGGGUCUGGGAGUUGAUUUUAGAUGCUCUUUUGGGAGAAAAAACAAAUUGUAAAUAAGAUUUCUAACUUUCUGUUUAAAUAAAAUUUAUAUAAAUGUUUUAAACAAUGGGUGGGGGGGGGGAAAGGGUUUUUGUAAAGAAUGCAACAUGCAAGUACCACACACUGUUUCAAUUUUGCACAAAACAAAUGAUUGCAGGAGGACCAGGUAAAAUUCCCAGGAGUGAAGCAUGUUGGCCCUGUAGAUUUUUUUUUUUCCUGGUGGCCAGCAUGUCCUGGGCAAUGCAGGGUCCUGGCCAGCACUUGGAGUGGGUUCAGUACGUGUACACAAGGGUUGUGGAGGCUGGAUUAAUCACGUUGUCAUCCAGGUCACAGUGUUAGGAGGUUGAUUUACUCAAGGAGAGAUAGAUCUGUGUCCUGCCUCGGUGUGUGGGACGGCUGCCUCCCGAGCUCGCGUGGCCUGUGUAGUUUGGGAUAGCGGAUCUUACAGUAAGUUUGUUUUUCUCCUGGUAUGAAUUGGAGCGUGAUGGGAUAACUGCACAUGGAAUGGGAAACAGUCCGACUCCACCAGUGCCUGCCUAUACCCAGAGGCUCCCGUUGAGUAGAUGGUUGCCGUUUGCAGGCCUGCCCUGGUUUGUCUGAACAAACGAUGGCUGGUAACGCACUUGUCAAAAGAUAGUUGAGCAUGUGAGGGGAAACAGAGGUGGGGUUAAGAUGGACUGGAAAGAGGAAGCUGUGCGCUCCAGGGCUUGGAGUUAACAGUUACUGCAGACCUCAAGCACAUUACCUUCUCAUGUGUCAGGCUCCAUAUGCCAAGGGAGUUUGCAGGUUUUUCUUUUUAAGAGGAAAAAUCCACAAUCAGCCCAAUGCAGUUCCAUUAUUAUUUUUUUUUUUUUUUCUUCCUUAGGUCUGCUUCCCAUCUGUGCUUUAGCAAUGGGACUGCUGGUAUUUCUUAAACCUAAAACUAAGAGUUCAGUUGAAUUGCUGUGGAGCAGACGCACCUCCUAUAAAAGGGGAGGCAUAUAUCCCUCUCUUGUGUAAUUGAUGUAGCUUGAUCUUUGGAGCCCAGUCAGAAGCUAAACUGAAGGAGAAUCUUUGGAGUCAUGAGAUGAAACUUGAACGUUUUGUUUGUUAUGGCACAGGUAUUGCUUGGAGUGUUUAGUUGGAAAUUCAGAGCAAUUACCUCUCUCACAGAUGAGUUAAACAGCUCAUAAAAUGCUGUAUUUCACAAGAAAGGAAGGUAAAGGGUGGUUUUCUUUGUUUUGCGUUUUUUUUUUUUAAGACUCCUGCAAGUGUGAAUUUUCAUCCUUCAAGAGAAAAAUGUGGAUUGCAAAGAUCUUCCCGUACCCUGGAUGUCAUGGAGUGUGUUUUUGGGGGGAGGGAGGGGGUUUCUUUGCCUAAUGAAGUAGAAGCAGAACGCCUUCCAAAAGUUGACUGGCUAUUAAGGCUUCACCCCUCGAAUGGAGUCUUUGUAAAGCCUCUGAGAGCAAGGUCAGCUGCAGAAAGCGGUGCCGCGGCGGAGGCCGCGAGCCGAGAGGGAUGUGUUCUCAGUAGGAUGGCUACACUGGAUGCCUGUAGGGCCAGAAGUUGUUGAUCCCAGGUCUGCGUGGUACUAAAAUGAAGUAAAGAGCAGUAUUAAUUUGGAUGUAAGGGCUAAUAGCACUGGCAUCCUGGACAAAGAGGUGGAGUUGCCCGGCAGGGAGUAUAGUGGUGUCUGAGAAAAGCGUGGUACAUAUCAGAGUCGGAGUGGUCUGUAGGGUGCUUUGGGAUACCUGUUACAGUACCAGCAGGAGGGGCAGUCUCCAUCCUGGAAAAUCCCACCUUCACUCCAUGAAGGGUGAUUGUUAACCUGGUCCUACACAGCACAGAACUUCUUACAAAAACACAGUACUCCACCUGCUAUUCUUAACCCAGUCAGUCUCUCCGUUCGAGAAGUUUGUGUUCCAAUAAAAACAACCUAGCUGUGCACUUUUCUGUAGCUCUUGCUGAGAACUCUUCCCAGGUUGGCACCUGAAUGCCUUACUCUCAGCAGUCAAGAGGCUUGCUUGCUCUGUGUGCAGGUUAUUGCCAUAGAAUAGUUAGGACCUACAGCUUCUUUCCUUCCCCAUUAAAUAGUGGCCUUGUUCAGUAUAUUUCUUUUUAAAAAUUGCUUACUGUUGAAAGCAAUGAAGCACAUUCUGGGGUUUUGAUGGCUGGGGACUCUGGUGAUGGUUCCAUAUAAGAUGGGAUCUUAUUACUUGCUGUAUUCUUAACUUCUGCUAAUAAAAGAACCAAAUGGAA
Calidris pugnax (ruff) is the source of this 3998-nucleotide messenger RNA. RefSeq names its product adiponectin receptor 2 (gene ADIPOR2). Gene Ontology annotation, biological process: adiponectin-activated signaling pathway. Gene Ontology annotation, molecular function: signaling receptor activity. The transcript has 8 exons. The record is from RefSeq and is a predicted model, not a curated record. Bases 189 to 1349 code for a protein of 386 amino acids. NCBI's taxonomy places the organism in Eukaryota, Metazoa, Chordata, Aves, Charadriiformes, Scolopacidae. Gene Ontology annotation, cellular component: plasma membrane.